Molecule: messenger RNA, 798 nt
Organism: Mesorhabditis belari
Lineage: Eukaryota; Metazoa; Nematoda; Chromadorea; Rhabditida; Rhabditidae
Source: the annotation of a GenBank genome assembly
AUGUCUGAAGGGAUUUUCGCGAAUGAAAACAAGAAAUUCAGUCUAAUCAAUCUGGAGAACUUGAUUCCCUUUGAGACUCGAUAUUAUCGCCUCGUUUUGUCAAAGAUUCGUUCUUGUAAAUCGUUGAGACUCAAUUUCUGGCUUGACAACAUGCCAGUGAGUCGAAUGAUCGAAUUUUUGCGCGUUUUGGAUUCCAUUCGACACGUGGCCAAGUUGGAACUUCAAGAAACUCAGCAUUUCUACGGGGUAAUCCCGGUGGAGAAAAUCAUUGUCGACUGGAAUCCAGCGAUGUCGGUUGAUCAAGAGAUAUCCAUCAGGCCGCAUAAAGUGUUGGCAGUCGAAGAAUAUCGGAAAGUUUUCGAGAAAGCGGCUUUUAGCAACUGUAGCCUCAAGAUCUCCACUCACGAAUUUGCCAUCAAAGAAAAAUUCUUUCACGUUCUCACCAAUAUGCGAACAAUUUUGCGGAAUGAGUUAAUUAUUUUCGUCUUCUCACUGAAGUGUGACGAUGAUAUCGGAAAUUUAUUCCAGAUUACUGUUGAGAUUUUGGGAAACCAAUUCGAAAUCGAUCGCAUCGACGAGAAAACAGAAAAACCUCAAAAAUUGAAACCAUUCCAACAAUUGAUAGAAGCUGUGAAGGAAAAUAAAAGAAACUCUCCCAGUUUUCAUUUUAAUUUCAAUUCCGCUGAAUCAUUUGGAUAUUUUCGAGAUACAAGCAAAAAUUUAAGUCUUAUUGUGGCGAUUUUUGGGAACAAUGACCAGCAUCAGUUGGAAACGAUUGCUCAACGAAUCUCGGAAAAA